This is a messenger RNA of Pelobates cultripes (western spadefoot toad), 13923 nucleotides long. The record is from the annotation of a GenBank genome assembly. NCBI's taxonomy places the organism in Eukaryota, Metazoa, Chordata, Amphibia, Anura, Pelobatidae.
AUGAUUAAUCCACAAAGGUCUGAAAAUCAGAACAAUUCCCGCAGAAAUGCCAAAAACGACCAGGUGAACUUCACACAGAGGGUUUACACUUUUAUGCUUAUGAUGUCAUUUGAGUUGCUCAUUUUUCCAUGUUUCUAAUAUCAUGGUUUACAGUAGGCAGACAGGCUUCAUAUUUGCAUGUUUAAUAAAUAGAAACAAAAGCAGAAGAAUGCAUGGGAAAAGACAGCGCGUUGAAAGGGCGUACACACUAUCAAUAGAUUUCCAUAAGCCGAAGCUUGCAAUGGAGAAGUUGAUUAAAUAUAACAAUCGCAACUCAUCAACCACGCGGUUUUCCUGUCUCUCCUGACUCCGCCUGCGCCCCUUGGCUCUUCUCCCCAGUCAAACAUUUGGCGUGGGCCGGCCGCUUAUUAUGCCAUGUGCUAUUACAGCAGUGCCGUGGAGGCCAUUUUGUCUGUGCUUCUGUGUUCCCAUGCUGUAGACAUUGCGCUCCAGUCCUACUGGACUGCUCCCUGCAAAUUACCUUUGCUUGCUGGCAGUGUGCCUACUCCUCUGCCUAUCCUAUUUGUCCCUAUAGGUGCUCUCUGUGCGUCUGUGCCCCUACUGGUCCUGGUGGCCUACUGCUGGCCCUGCAAUUCAUUGCUAAAAAAUAGCUCUCUGUUUGGUUUUUGUGUGGUUACUACUCUGACAACCUUCUCUAAGUGAUCACCACUGCUGUUUGUUGGGCUCUGGCACUUACUGAAUUGGCCUUCCCUGGCCUUUCUUGUUGUGUUCCCUGAGGGCACAUUGGUGUAUUGAGGCCCACAAGAGGGUCUACACACAUUGGUGUAGGCACCUACAAUGAAUGUCUGGGUGGAAAUUCUGGAUCACGUCUAACAACCUCUAUUUGACCCAUGCUACCUUAAAUACUUAUACUACAGCUGACAGUGUUGUUGUGUAUAGAUUCUUACUGCUGCAGUUUACUUUUUAGUUAAACCUUGAACAUUUUGGAUUCCAGUGGUUCUCAUUCUGAUUUCGAUCCAAGCUGUUCUACUGAUCUAAAACUAUUCUGCUCUCCUAUUUGACAUAAUCAAAGAAAAAGGAAGUGAGAGGAUCCUGUUGGGAGUUUUACAUGCCCAUUCUGCAUGCUGAUUGGUUGAUUCUUUACGAUUUGUGCUAACUGUUUCUUUGCUGCUGGAUAUAUCAGUAAAGAAGGUUAAGCAAAAAUUCAUCUUCUGUCUUUAAUGAAAGUUUAGAUUAUUUGUUCUCCAAUGCAAGAAUAAUCCCCAAUUGCCAGCACACACAAUUAAACAGCUUCCUAUGCCUUGAGUGGGGCUGGCCAGUCUGCUUGCAGUGCAUUAAUGUCAGGUUUUCAAGCUUCUUCUUUAGGUUUUCAGCCGAUUGUCCCUACUUCCUUUCCAGGCCGGACGGUCUAUUUUGGGUGUUGCCAGUGAGUGACAUGUUAAUGUGCUGUAGUAAGAAGUAUUUAUAUGACAAAUGUCGUAGUAAAAGUGUGUACAGUAUAUAUAUAUAUAAAAAAGGCUAUAAUACACAUAAUCUUUUAUUUUAUAUAAUCUACAAUUCUGACAGAUUUCCUUUAACCCAAAUAAGAAGACUACAUUCAAAAUAUACACUUUCUGUUCCGAGCACUGAAUAACAGCAAUUAAGGAUUUUUGAGCGUCACAUAACCUACCAAUGAACUGUAUGUAAAAUGCCUUGUCAUUUGUAAACAGAACCAUAUUUUCAAACAUUCCACAAAGUUCUGAUACUCAAACAGUUAAAGUUUGAUGAACACACCCUGCCCAAGGGGGAAAAUAAUGAUAACUACACUUUCUAAACCACUGGCUGCUGUUUGUAAACUUCCUGUUACACCAGCUUUUUCCUGCUUUUAAGCAUUAAAGUAUUCCUCUACAGAAACAAGGUAAGAUAUCACAUACAAUUGUACAGAAAAAAUAUUUUUUUCUGUAUGAAUUUUGGUCACUGUGGCAGCACCUUUCUUGCAUUAUACUUCUCUCGGGUGUGCCCCCAAUCUCUUCUCUGUGCAUAACAGACAAUUGUGUGACAGUUUAUGUGACUAUACCACACUCUCUAAGCUCGCUUUAUCAGGCUCCUCUUCACAUUUUGAUGCUGGGUGUCAGUUUUGUGAUGAAUUAUGUAUGUAAUGUCUAAAAUGUAUGCCGUAGCCAUUAAUUAAAAUAUGUAUGAAUGUUGUACUGGUCUCAUACUUGUUUUUGUUGCUGAGUGUAAAGUAUUUUAUACAUUAUGAUUUGUUUUAUACAAUUUCUCUCUCUUGCCUCAAGAUAUCAGGAAGAAUUUCCUGUGUGGAGGCUCUUGUUAUCACUCGACACAGUUUAAAGAAUUCAUCUUAAAGCAGCACUGUCAUACCCCACCCUAAGAAAUGAGUAUUUCAUAAAGAUAGAAUCUUUAUAAAAUACUCGUUAUGACCAUUUUGGAGUUUCACUGAAAUUCCAACCCAGUCAAGAGAUAUACUAUAGGGACUACUUUGUCUCUAUAUUUCUACUCCAGAAGAGAAAAAGUGACCCUAGGACGAACCAUCCAAGUUACACAAAUAGGAUAUUUCAGAGUAGCUAUUACAGAUUAAAACCAUAUUUAUUAUAAAUCUUAGAAUACAUGAAACAUAAACAAAAAACCAUUCCACUUAUAUAAAUCUUAAGGGGAGAAAUAAAGCUCAAUUAGCUUGUAUUAUACCGGGGGGACGAGUAUAAUUCCAAAUAAAGGAGCUAUGUGCAUAAAGGAUCCUAUAAAGAUUCUGACGGCUAGUUCUUACAGAAUAAGAUUAGAUCAGAGCCUGCCUAGGAGUCCUCACUGAUACACAAGCCCCACUGUAUUUAAAGAAUGGAAUUAACAGAAAUGUAACCAGUCUGUAUGAGCACAAAAUCAAAUUUGCUACAUUACAUGUAACUUAGUUACUGUUUGUCUCAAUUGUAACAUACUGGAUAUGUGCAGUGUAAUAGUAGCCCUAAAUCAUGAGUCGUCAACCUGGUCCCUACCACCCACUAGUGGGUGUUUCAGGAUUCCAGGUGGGCGGUAGGAAUUUCAGCGUCUAAAUCCUCGUUUUUUGAGGAUUUCUCCUUUUGGGCGGGCGGCGCGAGUGGCUAUGCGGGCGCAAGAUUUCAGUGACCGGCAGGAGGGAAGCGCUCCCUCCUGCCAGGCCACCUUAUGGACCCCUGCAUUGUGUGCGGCAGUGGUAAGAUCAGCCGCGGCGUGGGAGCUCUAACCUCUCUGCUCCCUCUCGCAAUUUUUCUGAUGCCGCAGGAGCCGGAAUAUGACGUCAUAUUCCAGCUCCCGGCAUCAGUAGACAGCCCGCGAGGGAGCAGAGCAGAUUUGAACUCUAAGUAUAAUCAACCUGUCUAUCUGUAAACAGUUCAUGUAUAUAUUUUAUUUAUUCGUAUAGUAUGGUUGUAAGUUUAAGGGAAGGUAUACCUUCCUCAAAUCACCACUAUGAGAAUCUGGAACAAACUUUACAGAGUUCCAUCUUCACUAAAUUGCAUUAUCUAUGAUACAGGUUUGCUAUACCGGCAUGAGAACCGGUUACCAUGGUGACAGAGCUAACAAAUGCUAGCUCCAGCUAUCGGCACUAAGUCACUAACCUCAUUGGUGUAAAUACAUAUGAAGGACGGACAUUCAAAUUAUCUAUUCCCGAUUUCGGCGCAAAAUUAAAAACACUCCCAUCUUUUUGAUUGGUUAAGCGCCGAAACGUGUUAGGCUACAUAAUGAUUUUUUAACUUGCAUAGCACUUUUUAUUUUUGCACUGUUUUGGGGUGUCGUUCGUUUGGGGAGAGGAAGCCGAAUUAUAUCCUAGCUAUGGGGAUUUGCUAAAACCAGUUAGCCUAUACAGAUGGAGGGCUACUAGCAUUUAUUAGAGUAUUAUCCAGACAGCAGUGGUUUAGUAAGCUCUACCCUACUGAAUAUUCAUCUAAUCUCAUUUCAUUACGUACGGGCUUAUAUUUUAGCACCCAGUAUUAGUGCAAUCUGAUAUAUUCUUGUGUAUAUGCAUUAUAAGAGAGCUCUUAUUUACCUAUUCGGCUAUACUGAUAGGAGCUGUGUUUCCUUCCUUUAGGGCUACUAUCACACUGCACAUAUCCAGUAUGUUACAAUUGAGACAAACAGUAACUAAGUUACAUGUAAUGUAGCAAAUUUGAUUUGUGCUCAUACAGACUGGUUACAAUUUUGUUAAUUCCAUUCUUUAACUACAGUGGGGCUUGUGUAUCAGUGAGGACUCCUAGGCAGGCACUGAUCUAAUAUUAUUCUGUAAGAACUAGCCGUCAGAAUCUUUAUAGGAUCCUUUAUGCACAUAGCUACUUUAUUUGGAAUUAUAUUUGUCUCCCUGUAUAAUAUAAGCUAAUUGAGCUUUAUUUCUCCUGUUAAGAUUUAUAUAAGUGGAAUGUUUUUUUGUUUAUGUUUCAUGUAUUCUAAGAUUUAUAAUAAAUAUGGUUUUAAUCUGUAAGAGCUACUCUGAAAUAUCCUAUUUGUGUACCUUGGACGGUUCGUCUUAGGGUCACUUUUUCUCUUCUUGUCUAAUAUUGAGGGGUACUUCCUGUUUGGAUAUUUUCAGGACACACUUCAUAGCCCCUGCUCGUUAAAGGGACUUACCUUUCUUGUUUUAUAUUUCUACUCCGUCUGAAUUGAUUUGACACAAGCUGGAGUCUUAGAGUUAAUCCCUGCAGUCGUCAUCAGUGACGACUGCAGGAAAUUGGCUGUGUCUAUGGAGGAUCAAGAUGGUGGCCACUGCGAGGGACAGGCUCAAGUAAGUAAACUCACCUUUACCUGACCACCAGCGGCGAUGUCACCAUUGGUGGACUUUGCAAAUUUUGCAAAGCCCCCAAGUGGUGACAAUGGUAAUUUAAAGGAACAUUUCAACCCUGGAUCUAUUCAUUGUAAGUAGUCAAAAUGCUCCACCCUCACCUCCUUUACAGCUACAGGAGAGCUGGAAACUCCUGCUUAGGAGAUUUCCUUAACUCUGCUUAGUUAUCCCCUGCAGUGUAAGGCUUGGUCAUUAACUUGGAGCAUCAGCUGAUAGCAUAGCUCAGACAACAUACUUGCAGUUCUCCUGUGGCUGUAGUGGAGACAGGAAGCCAUGCCUAGCAGACCCCAGGUAAGAAGGGAAAUUGUUCUAAAACAGUUUGACUACUUACAAUAAAGGACACCAGGGCACUGUUUGCACCCUACCACGUACUGCAUGCUAUAGUGGUUAUGAUUCUAGGAAUGUUCCUCUAAUAACGCGCGAUAGACUCCCAAUGCUUUUCUGUGGGAAAGUAUUGGAUUGGCUGAGAUAAUCAAGUUUGAUGAUCUCAGCCAAAAUGGCUGAGUGGGGGAGGUACCAGUCGUGACCAGACCCACCCUGCAUUACAACUAUUUAGACCUAAACAGAUAUUUAGACCUAUAUUUGUAUUCCUGACACUAUAGUGUUCAUUUAAGAUAUCAGGGGAGUAGGGAAAGGAAAACCAACAUAAAAAGCACAAUUAUGGCAGCUGAAGACCAGCAACUAAGGUGUCAAAAUUCUGAUAUGGGAUAUAAGUAGCCGCAUUUGUAAUGUUUCUUCAGUGCACUUGUAUAUUGUAUGUUCCUGCAAGUUAUAAUGUUUUUAUGGAUAUUAUGUAUUAUAUUGUGCAAAACUCUUGACUUGUGCUAUAAACCAUCCCCAUUACCUUUAAUAAACACAGACACCAAUUUCUGUUGGAAAUAUAAAGUCCACAGCUUUAUUAUAUUAUCAUCAAUAACUUAACAACAUUUUGGGGUCAUUGCCAAACAAUAAGGAUAUUUUAACCAACCUCCCUCCGUACCUAAAUACCCCUGGCAAUGACCCCAUACCAAUAUAACAGUGUAUAACAGUAUAUAAAACAAAUAACAUCAAACACGGCCUACCAAAGAGGCCCCUCCAACUGCUUAACUUUUAGGGGUGUACCAAGACACCCUACACCCCCAGGUUCAGAGCCACCGAUGAGCUCGAACCUACCAACCAGUUGAACCAUUCCUGUCUAAUCCAACCUAGACCUUUUCCAUGACCACUUCAUACUCCACCUACUUCCCAUUUAUCCUAGCCCUUCCCCGCCGCUGUGACCAAAUGGGGAACACUACUAACCACAGGGAGGGUGGGAGGGACAAGUAACAGGUAAGUGCAAGUUGAAAAUUAAAAUGGCCACUCUUUAAGAUGGCCGUGCUAUAACCCCCUAGACCCCACUCCCAUAACCACAUGACAAAGUCCUGCCCCCAAUUAUUAAAAUACAUACAUGCCUACUCUCUGGCCCUGUCAAGGCCCAUUCCCCUAACUGCAAUACUCCAUGGGCUACAAUACACUAAAUAUGCCACAUGGAAACUUACUGUUUUAUAUUGUCCACUUUGAAUGCUAAGCUUAAACUGUUCCAUAUUGUACCUUUUGUCUGUUUAUACAUGGCAGAAUACAAUAAUACUUUGUGUUCCAAUGCAGGUAUCAACUAGUGUUGUGUAUGUAACCGCUCUCUGAACAUCUCAUUCUUCUUUUGUUUAGUUGCUAUUCUUAGGUGUCUACUAUAAAUACAACUUUUGGUACAGUAUGUCAUCAGAUUUGGUAGAAAAUUAUGUGGCUGCGAUGGUACUUAGCGCAGUGGGUGACGCCCUGGGAUUUAACAAUAAUAUCUGGGAAUUCUGCACAGAUGGACAAGAGAUCCACGAUGAGCUGGCCAAGCUGGGUGGCAUUGAGAACCUUGAUGUGGAAAGUAGAAGAGUGAGUGAUGAUACAGUGAUGCACAUUGCCACAGCAGAAGCACUGGUUGAAGCUGGUAGUGACAUAGAACCUACUAAGCUAUAUCCUCUGUUGGCAAAGAAAUACAAAGAAUGCAUGAACGACAUGGAUGGUAGAGCACCAGGUAAUGUUAUUGUCUCCGGUCUUUUCCCUGACUAAGGGAAAAGCAAUGUAUAUAGAUUUUUGAACCUAGGAUAAGCAUAUGUAAACAUUCUUGCCUUGUAUGCAAUAUUUGGCUAUAUUAAAUAUAAAUUGGUAAUAUACAGCUGUGUUCAAAGGUUUGCAUACCCUUGGAGAAUUGGUAAUACAAUUUUUAAAGAAAACAUGAGUGAGCAGGGAAAAUACAUUUCUUUUAUUUCUUAUGGGAUUCAUAUUCAACUGUAGGUUAUAACAGAAUGGCACAAUCAUAAAACAAAACAUGGCAACCAAGAAAAAAAUGAAAUAACCCCUGUUUAAAAGUGUGCAUACCCGUUAGUUCUUAAAGGAACACUGUAGGGUCAGAAACACAACCAUGUAUUUCUGACCCUAUAGUGCAAAACGUACUAUUAAGGUGGCUUGCCCCCCCUUAUAAGCAUUAAAAACUCACCUUAUUUCCAGCGCAGCGCAGGUCCGCCGGCACGGGCCCCGUCCCCUUGAUGACAUAAUCAGAAUUGCCGAUCUUUUGCCAUGGGGAAAGUAUUGGAUUGUCUAAAAUCGGAAAGGGAGCUUGGCCAAAAACUGUUUUGGCCAAUCGGCACCUCCUCAUAGAGAUGCAUUAAAUCUGCAUGGGGACACUGUACGGCAGAGUUGCCUACUGUGCAGCACUGCCCCAGGAAGCACUUUCAGUGGCCAUCUGAGGAGUGGGCAUUUGGAGGUGUCCCUAGGGGCAAUGUAAGCAUGUAAACACUGCCUUUUCUCUGAAAGGCAGUGUUUGCAUGAAAAUGCCUGCAUACAAUGAUUAUACUUACUAGAACAAUUACAUUAAAUAGUUGUAGUUGUUCUAGUGAUUAUAGUGUCCCUUUAAUACUGUGUAUUGCCCCCUUUAGCAUCAAUGACAGCGUGCAUUCUUUUGUAAUAGUUGUCUACGAGGCCCCAAAUGCUUGCAGGUGGUAUAGCUGCCCCUUCGUCUUGGCAAAAUACCUCCAAGUCACGCAAAGUGUUUAGUCGUCUUGCAUGAACUGCACCUUUGAGAUCUCCCCAGAGUGGCUCAAUGAUAUUAAGGUCAGGAGACUGUGAUGGCCACUCCAUAACCUUCACCUUUUUCUGCUGUAACCACUGGAGGGUCAACUUGGCCUUGUGAUUAGGGUCAUUGUCAUGCUAUAAUAGUCAAAGAGCGUCUCAUGUGCAGCCUUCAUGCAGAAAAUAUGCAAAUUGUCUGCCAGUAUUUUCUGAUAACAUGCUGCAUUCAUCUUGCCAUCAAUUGUCACAAGAUUCUCUGUGCCUUUAGAGCUCACACACCCCAAAACAUCAGUGAGCCACCACCAUGCUUCACAGUGGUAAUGGUAUUCUUUUUACUAUAGAUCUUGUUGACCCCUCUCCAAGCAUAGUGCUUACAGUUGUGACCAUAAAGCUCUAUUUUGGUCUUGUCGCUCCAAAUUACAGUGUGCCAGAAGCUGUGAGGUGUGUUAAGGUGUUGUCAGGCAUAUUGUAACUGGGAUUUUUUGUGGCAUUGGUACAGUAAAGGCUUCUUUCUGGCAACUCGACUAUGCAGCUCAUUUUCAAGUAUCAUCAUAUUGUGCUCCUAGAAACAACCACACCGUCUUUUUCCAGAGCAGCCUAUAUUUCUCCCGAGGUUACCUGUGGGUUUUACUUUAUAUCCUAAACAAUUCUUCUGGUAGUUGUGGCUGAAAUCUUUCUUGGUCUACCUGAUCUUGGCUUGGUAGCAAGAGAUCCCCAAAUUUUCCACUUCUUAAUAAGUGAUUGAACAGUACUAACUGGCAUUUUCAAGGCUUUGGAUAUCUUUUCCAUCUUUAUAAAGUUCCAUUACCUUGUUACGCAGGUCUUUUGACAGUUCUUUUCUGCUCCGCAUGGCUCAGUUUUUAGCCUGCUCAGUGCAUCCAUGUGAGAGCUAACAAACUCUAUGACGAUUUGUACAUAGACACUAAUUGCAAUUUAAAAACCCACAGGUGUGGGAAAUUAACCUUUAAUUGCCAUUUUAACCAGUGUGUGUCGCCUUGUGUGUAUCUAACAAGGUCAAACAUUCAAGGGUAUGUAAAAUUUUGAUCAGGGCCAUUUAAAAUUAACUUUUUUGCAUGAUCAGUCAUAUUUUCAAAAUCAAUUCCAAAACGUCACAAUUUCUUCCAACUUUUCAGCACAACUGUAUGUAAAUUUGUUAAUCUUUAUAUCACAACCUCUGCAUUUUUACAGACAUCAAAUAAACAUUAAAGGACUGUUUUGUUGUUACAAUUUGUGUUAGGGUACUACAUGGUAUUUUUUUGAAGCAAACAGUGUAUAAUCCCAAGCCUUUCUGGAUCUGGGUGACCUGUCCCAGUUCAAAAGCCAAGUCCUAUAUCUCUAGAAUGUGUUUAGUAUGCUCUUUGCUUUUGUGUCCACAUAGACUGGGCUGUUUCCUGGUGGGCUGCCCGCCCCUGUCUGGAGCCGCAGCGUGGCCCUUGAGCCUCCCCUAGUGCCGGGCCAAUCAUCAAGGUGCACCAAGAGCCUCCCUGUGACAAAGGUUGCUAGGCCCCUCCACUUAAAAUUGGUAUAAAAAAAAUUAUAUACUUUAGCAACAUUGACAAAAAACACACUUAUCUCUUCUUUUACCUAUGGUUGUAGACUCCUAAGAAAAGUUAGAGUAGAUGGCUAAAUAUGGCCAAUUGGCUGUGACUCUGGUGACCAGUUUUUGUGCCAACAACUAAAUAUCUGUUCUCGGGAGAAAGAAAAUAACAUGAAGCUGCACUUGCUUUCUGUCUGUAUAACUCAAAAUCUCUACUAUAUUUGAUCAUAUUCUGCAUUUUUUGUCAGCUUACUAACUGACUCAAAGAGGAAAUCUCUAGACAAACUGAUACUAUAAAUAUGUUAAUGGGUAAGCCGCUUUCACAUGGUAGAAAUGCAUCAGUCUCCUAGUAUGUUUUCGAGCUGUAACUUGUCGCUUUUUAGUGUUGUGUUUAGCAAAGUUGUAAAAGUGAAGUAAUCACAGGUGGAAUGUGCCUGCUGGUCUCUAUAGCGAUUGCCCCACUUUUUGAAACUUACACUACUGAUAAGAACGUGUUGAUAAAUUCCUCCCCUUGUGUUUUAUAUACAGGUGUCUGUUGCAUGAAGAGUGUACAGAAGCUGAAACCUGAAAUGCCAAAUGGUUGGAAGAUUCCAUUCCAAUCAGAUGCCGGUGGCUGCGGGGCAGCAAUGCGAGCAAUGUGCAUAGGGCUUAGGUUUCCACGACCAGAUCAGCUGCCGGACCUGAUCAGAGUCAGCAUAGACAGCGGUAAAAUGACUCACCACCAUCCAACUGGGUAUCUUGGGUCACUUGCUGCUGCCCUGUUUACUUCGUAUGCUAUAAAUCAGAAGCCACCACAUGAGUGGGGUAGAGGUCUAUUGGAUAGCUUACCCAAGGCCAAGGACUUUGUGGUCGAGUCAGAUCAUGAGGUGGAAGCAAAUCUAAAGAAUUGGUGAGUUUGUGGAAUUUUCUGAAAUAACGAGAUGCUUUUGAUCUUAUUCAUUCUUCAUUUACAGUUAUAUAUUUGUGAAUUUUAUCGGCACACAGCAGAAUGGAGAUUGUUUCUGAUAAUGAUUUAGGGCAUAGGAAAGUGAUAUCAUGCAUCAAUAACAGGACUAUUGAAUGGACAAGAGCUUACAUAUGUAGACCUGAAAUAUAAAGAUAUCAAAAAUGUCAGAGUAACCAGCAAGGGGUUUGUUGAGUGUCACGUUUGACUGCAUUAUUUAAAGUAAGAACAAUAAAUAUGUAGAAUUCUGAGCAUAGAGAGGUUGUUUUAACAAAUUCUGUAGAAAUUUUGCAAAACAACAUGGCAAAACUGGAAAUCACUUUAAAUUUGGUUUUCUGGAUUUAUCUUGUAUCAACAGCAGAAACAGAGGUGUAGAUUUGUGGAUUUGUCUUUUUUGUCUUUUAGCCUGUAUUACAAAUAACUAUAACUAUUAACUAUUACCAGUGCAGCUGUGCCCCAUGCUUCUGGCAUGGAAUCUUGUAACCAGAAAAUCACCAGAGGUCUUUCCUCCCCCCUCCCACCACUCUAAUACACUGUCCCCCUUCACCACUCUAAUAAAUUGCCUUUUCCUCCCCAAUUUAACACACUACAUAGGAAGGUUCCCCAAGCCCCUCUUCUCCUACCUUAAGAUGAGCCGUCCGUCCUCCAGUUCCAGCUCUUCUCACACUGCCCCCCCCCCUCCCACCACUCUAAUACACUGCCCACUACCUCACCCAAUAUAAUACAUUGCCCCCUCCCUCACCCAAAUUAAUACACUGGCCCCUCCCUCCCUCAAAUUAAUACACUGACCCCUCCCUCAAAUUAAUACACUGACCCCCCUCCAAAGUGUAAUACACUAGCCCCCUCCCUCCUCCCCAAAUUAUACACAUCGUCUCUAGUGGCUGUUGUAUCUAAAAACACUUUGCAAAAGCUUUAGAUCUGUCUGAGCCUUUGAAAACUCUCCUUAUUGAAUCCACCCUAGGCUUUGUGACUGACCAAUCACAGACUUUCCAAUGCAUGAGUUCUAGGCAACUACUUGUAACAUGACUUUAGCUCCACUGUGCAAAGGAACCAGGAAGUAACUGGACCAGUCGUCUGAUUAACAGCCAAUAAGUGUAAAAAUGUUUAUUUAUAAAAAUGUAAAUUUCAAGUGAAAUAUGUACUUUUUAUUAAAUGCAAAAAAAUUUCACAAUCUUCAACAUAUAAUGCACUUCAUCAAGAUAAGGGUAACCAAGCCACCCAAGGCUACAGAUGUAAAAGACUUACAGGUUGGUUUCCCAACGAUCAGACACAAACAAAUGGUGCAAAUGGCUACCCACUCUUCCCCUGCUUACCAGUUUGAGGGAAUUCACUUACAAUGACCUAUCUAGGUCUAUGGUUUCGUGACAUUAAACGAUGAGACCGGAAGCCCAGAAAUUGAGAGAAACCAACUUCCCUUAUCUGUGGGGCCACCGGCAUCCACUUCGGAAGACACCUGAAUGUCCGCUAGCAGCAGGCUGUGUUCCACCAGCAUAACAACCAAUUUUAUCACCUGACCUAAAAGUCCGUAGUAUUUAGAAUUAUUAUUGCUUGGUUGUCCUUCUAACAGUUUAUGUUAAUUUGAGAUAAUGCAACUUAUUUUAUUUUCACACCGAGACAUAGCUUUAUUAAAACUUUCUAUUCAUACACAAGAUUGCGAGCAUAUCACCGCUGUAGAAAGGACUCCCGAGAUACACACAUUGCCCCACAAACAUACACUGCCCCCAUACACACACUGCCCCACAAAUAUAUAUUGCCCCACAUACACACAUUUCCCCACAAACACACACUGCCUCACAUACACACACUGCCCCCAUACAUACACUGCCUCACAUACACACACUGCCCCCGUACAUGCACUGCCUCACAAACACACACUGCCCCACAUACACACAUUGCCCCACAUACACACAUUGCCCCCAGGGGUGUUUUAGCCACGAGGCAAACAAGGCAUUUGCCUUGGGCGGCAUAUUUCAGGGGGCGGCAAAAAACCAGGAUACACCACUGAUUGCCCCACAAACAUACACUGCCCCCCAUACACACAUACACUGCAAGCCUCACACACUGCAUCUCUCACACACACUGCACUGUUCACACACACACACACUGCAGCUCUCUCACACACACACUUCCCCACACAUACACUGCCCCCUAACACACACACACUGCACCCCUGACAUACACUGCUGCCCUUACUCACUCACACACACACACUUCACUGCUCACACACUACACCCCCUCACACACACACACACUGCACCCCUCACACAUACCACUGCUCAUAUGCCCAGCAGACCCCAGGUAAUUUGUCAAACUGUUCUUAAACGGUUUAAUAACUUACUCUGGGAUGGGGUCGUGGCACUACUGGCACCAUAACAACUACGCUGAGCUGUAAUGGUUAUUGUGCCUGGAUUAUUUCUUUAAAUAAUCUACAAGUGCCCCUCCCGAGAUCAGGCUAUGGAUCUGCCCCGGCUAACAUCUAAUGACUAUAUAAUCUAUUUUUCAUUUACAACCCAUUAACCAAAGUUGUCAAUUGAGCAAUACAUGUUAAUAACAGAAAUGUAAUAAUUCACCGGAUAAGGGUUGUCCAGUGAGUGUGUGGAGGAGCAUGAGAACUGUAUGGGGGUAGGCUGAAAGUGUCUGUCUCUGUUGGUUGAGUGUUUUGUGUGAUGUGUGUAGGGUCCGGGUGUGUGUAUGUUUGCCUUCCCCUUUGCUUACCUUCCCUGGUGGUGCAGUGGAGGGUGAGCUGGAUUCCCCUCCACAAUGGAGGGGGAGUUUCAUCAUCUGCAUCAAUAUCAGGUACAGGCCACUUUAAGAGCUCCCUCAGUGUUUAGACCUUCAGCCAAAGACUCAAAGUGUGGUUGUGGCAAUCUGAGUUAUCAAGAAGUUCCUGGAGGACAAUGAGGGUGCUCUCAAAGUGGUCUGUACAUGAUUAGUACAGACCACAACACUCCCUCAACGCAAUGAGGAAGCGUGUGUUUGUGCCUGUGAGUGUGUAUUUUGUAAGUGUGCGUGUGUAUGUCUUGGAGUUUUUGUCAGAGGGGGGCAGCAUGAAUUUUAGUCUGGAAUGUACAAGUAAUCUAUUCAACGUACAUGUGGAAGACUAUAUCAUAUGUUUGCACUUGCAAAAAGUACUUUCCGCUUGAGGUGUUUUUGUGUUUUUUUUUUUGUUUUUUUUUCAGGUCUUAUUUCAAAAGCCAGUGGAAAUCCUACCUUAAAGAAAGAAACAUCUUGAAAGGAAAGUCUAAACCAAAGUUCCCAAGAAAGUAUGGUGUUGAAAAACGGGAUAAGUUCUACACGAGCAUCAGUUAUAGCGGCUGGGGUGGUAGCAGUGGGCAUGAUGCCCCUAUGAUUGCAUAUGAUGCCAUACUUGGAGCUGGAGAGAACUGGGCAGAACUCACACACCGGGCAUUUUUCCAUGGAGGAGAUAAUGAUUCAACUGCAGCAAUUGCAGGAGCCUGGUGGGGAGCCAUGUAUGGCUUCAAAGGGGUCACCCCUGUGAACUAUGAAAAGGUGGAAUACAGGCAGAGAUUGGAGGAGCUUGCAAGAAAUCUGUACCAAAUUGUAUAA